Molecule: messenger RNA, 3397 nt
Organism: Salvia miltiorrhiza (redroot sage)
Lineage: Eukaryota; Viridiplantae; Streptophyta; Magnoliopsida; Lamiales; Lamiaceae
Product: pentatricopeptide repeat-containing protein At2g03880, mitochondrial-like
Exons: 3
Coding region: 891-2840 (649 amino acids)
Biological process (GO): RNA modification
Molecular function (GO): zinc ion binding; protein binding; RNA binding
Source: RefSeq, a predicted model, not a curated record
AAAUAAAUUCAUAAAUUAAAAACACUCUUUUAACACAAAAUUAAUAAAAGUCAUCUAAUCUCUUAAUCACUAUCCUUAUACUUUAUCCACAUCACAUUUUUCAGCAUUGCCCCAGCCACGCCUCCAAUCUAUUCUCCAUUUCGAAAACCCUAGUCCUCCUCCUCCCUACCAUUUCUCCUCCACCCCGGCGCCUCUCUGACCGGCGACCGCCCCCACCCCGGCGUUUCCUCCGCGCCGCUUCUCCCCUCCAGCACGAGCAGACGCUGCAGACCAGCACGAGCCACGAGCAGACCCGCCGCCCGCGUCUCCUCCAGCACGAGCCAGAGCCACGCGCAGACCGGCUUGGACCGCCGCUGAGUCGCUGACGCAGACCUCUCCCCGCCACCCUUCUUCCUCCUCCGACUUGUUGGUCUGAUUUGUUUUUCGAUUUUUUGCUGUUUGAUAAAUCGAUUUUGUUUUUACAUUAUUCUACAAGGGCAUCUCUGCAAAAUUAUUACUUUUGCCUUGUUUUAUUACUCCUAUUUUCUUUACAAAACUCAACCCACGAAUCUUCUCGAAUCCUCUAUUUAGAGACAAUAUAAUUCUAGUCAAAUAAUGAAUUCACGAAAAAAUCCAGCAAAAUUUGGUGGAAAAAAUGCUUUCUUUUCCUUAUACAGAGAUUUCGGAUUUGGCUUGAAAAUUUCUUAUGUGACAGUUAGCUAUCCUAUUUGUACUGUAUUUUCGAAUCUUAAUGUUAUAGAUGAAGUUUGAAGCUUAUUUUUAGCAGAGUGCUUUCUUCUUGCUUAAUAAUUGAUCGCCUUGGUUGAGUUGUUGAGCAGCUAAUGUAAUGAAGAAAUUUCACAAAUUGAAGAGGUUGCAGUUGUGAUUUCGAUGGAGUUGAGUCUUUAGCCAUGAAAAUUAUGUCAAGAUUCAAAUGUUACAGCAUCACCUUGCGGACUACUCCCAUAGCUCCUCAGCUUCCGAGGUUCUAUUCUGUGGAGGUAUCUGAGUCGAGGGCUAGGCCCAGGGCGUCGUCAAGUAAUCACCAAGAUAUAGUCAAUGGGUUCUCCGCGUAUUGCUAUCAAAAGGACCUUCCCAAUGCAAUGAAAGCAUUGGACUCUAUGCAUAAACACAAGCUAUGGGCAGACUCAGUCACUUACGCGGAGCUCAUUAAGUGCUGCAUAGCCCGUGGAGCCGUUAAACAAGGAAAGGAAGUCCACCACCAUGUUUUCUCAAAUGGCUACGAGCCCAAGACUUUCCUUAUCAACAUACUUGUUAACAUGUAUGUGAAAUUCAAUUUGCUGGAUGAAGCUCAGUUAUUGUUUGAGCGGAUGCUGGAGAGGAAUGUCGUCUCAUGGACUACUAUGAUUGCUGCGUACUCUAAUUCCGAGCACAAGUGUAGGGCCUUGCGGAUGCUGAUUAUGAUGCUUAGAGAUGGUGUUAGACCGAACAUGUACACGUAUUCUUCAGUUCUGAGAGCCUCUGAGGAGAUUUCUACCCUCAAACAGCUUCACUGUUGCAUAAUCAAGGUGGGUUUGGAGUUGGAUGUUUUCGUCAGAAGUGCUUUGAUCGAUGUUUACUGCAAAUGGGGUGAACCAAAAGCAGCUCUUUACAUAUUCGAUGCGAUGGGAACUUCGGAUAUAGUGGUGUGGAACUCCAUCAUUGGUGGGUUCUCCCAGAACAGUGAUGGAGAUGAAGCCCUCAAUCUCUUCAUCAGAAUGAAGAGAUCUGGCUUCUGGGCCGAUCAGUCGACUCUAACAAGUGUUCUGCGUGGUUGCACUAGUUUAGCGCUGUUGGAGUUGGGGCGACAAGUCCAUGUUCACAUCAUCAAGUUUGAUCGAGACUUGGUCCUUAACAAUGCCCUUCUAGACAUGUAUUGCAAGUGUGGUAGUUUGAAAGAUGCCAACGCCAUCUUCACUCGAAUGGUUGUAAAAGACGUGAUCUCUUGGAGCACCAUGGUGAUAGGGUUUGCCCAAAACGGUUACAGCCGGAAAGCUAUAGAUUUAUUCGAGGCGAUGAGAGCUACGGGGAUGAAACCGAAUCACAUCACAAUUUUGGGGGUUCUGUUUGCCUGCAGCCAUGCUGGACUAGUGGAAGACGGGCAGUAUUACUUUGAGUCGAUGAAGAUGGACUUCGGAGUUGAUCCGGGAAGGGAGCACUACGGCUGCAUGAUUGAUCUCCUUGGAAGAGCAGGGAAGCUCGAGGAAGCUACAAAGCUAAUUCAUGAAAUGAAAUGUGAACCAGAUGCAGUCACAUGGAGAACCCUGCUCGGUGCGUGUAGGGUUCACUGUGAUAUGGAUCUAGCUGAGUAUGCUGCCAAAAAGGUCUUGAGCUUGGAUCCUCGUGAUGCAGGAACGUACACGCUUCUAUCUAAUAUCUACGCCAACAGCCAAAGAUGGGACGUGGCUGCGAAGUUGAGGAGACUCAUGAGGGAUAGAGGGAUCAAGAAAGAACUGGGAUGCAGUUGGAUCGAGAUAGAUAAGCAAGUUCAUGCUUUCUUGUUGGGCGACGAAGCUCAUCCGCAGAUCAAUGCUAUUCAUCAAGAGCUGAGCCGUGUGAUUCGGAGAUUAAAGGAGGAGGGUUACGUGCCAGACACGAAUUUUGUGUAUCAAGAUCUUGAAGGAGAACAGAUGGAAAACUCUCUUGUAUACCACAGUGAGAAGCUGGCGAUUGCUUUCGGUAUUAUGAGGCUGCCUAAAGGGAAGACAGUAAGAAUCAGAAAAAAUCUGAGGAUAUGUGGCGACUGCCAUGUUUUCGCAAAGCUUUUGGCGAAAAUGGAGGAGAGAAGCAUCAUCAUCCGGGAUCCUAUUCGUUACCAUCAUUUUCACGACGGAGCUUGCUCUUGCGGUGACUACUGGUAGCGUGAAACGAACACGCUCACAGAGCUGAUUUGCAGCCAUAUAUGACCUUCUUCAACUCAGUUGAAGUAUGCUACUCAGAUUAUACUCUCUGGUAUAGGAGGACGCGAUACUGCAAAAUCUGCUUGCCGUGUGCAGCCCUUUGCUCGAAUCGCGAUUACGGAUUACUUGCUGGUGAGAUUAUGCUCAAUGAGUUUGAAGAUGGAUGGUUACAGGCUUCAUUUCUUUGGUGGUAUCAAAUCUAUGGAGAAAAAUUCCAACUUAUACUCCCUCUGUCUCGCGAAGCUUGAGUAAUAUCUUUUCGGCUCGAGCUUUAAAAAGUUAGUAUUUUAUGUGUCAAGUGUAGUAGGUGAUAAAGUGAAAAGGUGAAUGAAGAGAAAUUUUUUUGCCAUAUAAGAAAAGUGAUAAAGCUUCGAGCGACAACCCAAAAAUGAACACUGCUCAAGCUUCUAGGGACGGAGGGAAUAUUUCACAGCUGCAGAAAGCACCAUCAUUCUCUCUUUGUUAAAUGUAGUUAAUCUUUUUUUGACAUAUGAAAUGUUUGCAAUACUUUUUGGGAA